CCAUAGUCGAUUGUCUGCCAACUAAUCAGACAACUGACGCCUCGUUCUAUCCCCAUACAUGGACUUCUCUCGUUUCAAAUAGGCCACUGCAUCAGUCGGCCCUUACUCGAGCUUUCUAGGGUGGCUCGCAGCAGACUAUAUACUCGACCCGAUCCUUCUCUCCAAAACCUCCUGCUCUCCGUCAUAUCAUCGGUGUAACAUGUACGGGUAAGAUGUCGGCUACGCUAUUUCUUGACAAGCCACUUCUCAAAGUUAGUCGGCCGGUCGCUGCUUGCUCACGAUGUCGAACCGCCAAGAUCAAGUGCGACGGGAAGCUUCCUGCCUGCUCCGCAUGUGAAAGGGUGGGCAAGUCCGACACUUGCUCCGGCGCAAGCGACGAGUUUGCUCGAGGCAAAGAAAGAAGUUAUGUGGCCUCCUUAGAAGGGUACUGCGAGAGGCUGGAGAAGAAGAUCGCGGAGCUCCGCCAUCUGAAGACCUCGCUGUCCGUCGACAAUAGGGGGAUUGCGCACCAGAACUCGAUCACCUCAAUAACAGCGUCGGAAUCUGCGGCCCAGGGUCCCAACAAAGAAGUCUCGGAUAUUGAUGAUCUGGUGGGGGAUUUUGGAUUCUUGUCCGUGAACGCCACCUCCAGAGACUUCCACGGUAUCACUUCGAGCACCUCCUUUGCCAACCUUCUCUUGUCACUUUCCCUCGCCGACCCAUUACCCAAACAAUCUUUACGACCACUUCCACCGCGCCACGAGAUCACCCACCUCCUCCAACAUUACUUUGACACUCUCUACAUUCAACUCCCAUUCUUUGCCGAAACAAGCUUCUGGACCUCGGUUGAUGCAAUGUAUCAGUCUGGCGGUCGAUUCGCCAAGCCGUUCGACCAUUGGAUGUUAUAUACAGUCCUGGCCACCUCCUCUGCAUCCUUGUCGUACGAGAUUGGCGAUGAAAGUCAGCAGGAUGCGCUAUCAUAUGUCACUCAGGCGUUACAAAGGGCGGAGGAUGUCCUUCGUCCGGGAUCCAUCCAAGGAAUCCAGGCGAUCAUGCUUCUCGCACAAUACUCGCUAUUCGACCCCAAACAUUUCCGGAGCUGGUUUCUGGUCGGGAUGGCUGUCCGAGUGAUGGUGGAUCUCGGUCUGCACCAGGACCCUCCGGUAGAAGUCCAAUCCUCGACCAAACAUCUGGACCUGCGUCGCCGUAUAUUACAUUGCCUCUACUCUCUGGACAGAGGCGCCAGCACCGUCUUCGAACGGCCAUUCUCCUUCUCCGACGAAUCUGUCAAUGUCGCCCUCCCCUCUACCACGGCAGGCUCCAUGCUCAGCGAGCAGAGCCAUCUCUUCCUGCGUAGCUCCGAACCCGCGUGGCAUCUGGUCAAGAUCCGGCAGAUUCUAUCCGAAGCGUACUCAAGGAAUUACUUCCACGACCACGACUCCUGCCCCCUGUACGCGAAAUCCACCUGGGCCCUCGGCGCAGAAGCCUACGAAUGGUUCGACGCCACCCCCAACACCACGCCCAGCCACUUCCCCGUCCUCUACAAGCUGGAACUCCUCUACACGGUAGUCAUAAUCCUAUCACCCAACGACGAACCCUCGACGGCGGUCGGAGAGUACCGCAACGUGGUCCUCUUCGAACGCUGCAUGCAGUAUCUCGGCCAGAUCCAAGAAACGCUGCGCAACCCGGCCUGGUCCCCCUUCCUGACGUUCUGGGACAUGCACCGCGCCCUGCAGGCGAUCCGCCGCCUGACGCGGGAGUUGACCGAGAACCACGACCUCCCGCUCAGUCCCUCGGUGCCGGUCCUCCCGGCGGUGCCUCCGGAGACGCCGUCGGCGCUGGUCCUCGACGGCGAGGACUGCCUCAACUUCUACGCGCGGGCGACGGCCUGCCUGUCAGAUAUCCACUGCAUCCUGCGGUUCGGGCUGAGGAAAUGGGGCGACGACCCCGUGUUCGAGGAGAUGCAGCAGCUGUCGGAGACCAUCCAGCGACGCCUGAUCUCGUCGCCUGCGCCGUACAUGGCGGGGGCCGGGGCGGGGGCGUACAUGCCGGGAUACUCGACGAUGGUCUCGGCGGGGCCGGGGUCGGGGUACCCCGGGUAUGACAUCGGGUGAUUUGAUUCGUGUUGUGCGUUAUGAUGUAUGAACGACUUGACGUGAAAGUUGGACUUGGUUGCUCAGUAAAGCAUAAGUAUACGGAUGUUCUAAUGUCACCUCACUUCCACCCUGUCAUCCGACGUCAGAGUUCAAAGACUAGUGUGUGGACUCAAAGUAUCACUUCUUCCCCGCAACAAGAAAAAUCGAUUUUCUUCACAAACAUGAAAAUACGCAUAAUCAGAGCGCUCAUCCAGCAAGCACGAAACCCAUAGAACGAACGUGUGAAACACCAACCCAUAACCCCGCUAAUCCCACAAUCCUUCUAAUCCAGUCUAUCUACAUCUCUACAUAUAUACAUACAGUCAAAUCU
Molecule: messenger RNA, 2445 nt
Organism: Aspergillus japonicus CBS 114.51
Lineage: Eukaryota; Fungi; Ascomycota; Eurotiomycetes; Eurotiales; Aspergillaceae
Product: Zn(II)2Cys6 transcription factor
Exons: 4
Coding region: 213-2093 (626 amino acids)
Biological process (GO): DNA-templated transcription; positive regulation of transcription by RNA polymerase II
Molecular function (GO): DNA-binding transcription factor activity, RNA polymerase II-specific; sequence-specific DNA binding; zinc ion binding
Source: RefSeq, a predicted model, not a curated record